AUGAUUUCUCUCCGCCCAAACCUUGGCCUAGAUGAAACCACUUCAGUCUUUGGGAAGAGAUGCCCCGAAUACACAGAAAAGACAGAAAAGGAAGAUUCCAGCAAGAAGCCUAUAAAAUAUCAAGGCCAAGACCCUGAAGCGAAAGCAAACCCCGUCGAUGUGCCAGAUCUACACCCUGCAAUGACCAAGGCGAUGAUCAAUAUAUUCCGACAGAAGGGAAACGAAUAUCAAACUUGGAUCAAUGACCCAGACGACACCAACUGCCAAAGGCCAUGUAUUGUUUCGCCUUCGACAUUAAAACUGGACGACCUGAUACAGCCAUCCGCCGACGGGAACCGAUGGGAUGCAUAUUUCAAUGCGUGGGUGGACGCACCCGAGGAAAUCGGGGAUCCCUGUCUACUCGAUCUCCCCACUGGACAGGAUUAUCACAAGCUAUAUCUUCGAAAAUUAGGAGUCGAGAAAGAUGGUUCUGUGGGUUGGAAUAAAUACCACGGACGUGUGGCACAUACUGCAAUCUUCGCUGAUAACAAUGUCAGACUUGAUGGUCCUCAAUGGUCGCAAAUUGCUCAAGCUCACUACCAGAGCUUCUUCGAUAUCGAAUCUUUGAAAUAUGUCUUUCGGAUGACGGUCGUCAAUGAGGAGACACAUACCUUUGUGGAUAAGGUGCUUUAUCCAAGAUAUGGGCUUGAGCUUGCUGGAGAUAGUCAACUGAGAACUUGGCUAUAUGAUACUGAUGAAUAUCAGGAGAUUAUGGGGACUCCGUUGGGAAAAGCUGUCGGUGCCCUGGUUUUGGGGGCUUUCCCUAGAGGUACACGCUGCAUUAUUCAGAUUGUUACUUGGCAGUACGUUGGAGAUCUGCAGAUGAGAUUUGAUAUUUCACGGGUCACUUUAGGCCGAAACUAA
This is a messenger RNA of Penicillium coprophilum, 903 nucleotides long. RefSeq lists its product as uncharacterized. The transcript has a single exon. The coding region runs from base 1 to 903 and encodes 300 amino acids. The record is from RefSeq and is a predicted model, not a curated record. Lineage: Eukaryota; Fungi; Ascomycota; Eurotiomycetes; Eurotiales; Aspergillaceae.